AAACCCAUGUUUGCAGUGUGAGUUGGUGUAUCGGAAAAUGCGACACAUGUAUUAUAUUUCCAACCAUUCAGAUACGAUACGAUGAACAGAAGUUAAACUUGUCCUAAAUAUUUAGGACAGUUGUAAUCGUUGUUUUCGGUUUAACUUUUGUGUGGAGCAUAUUUUGUGGAUGUUAAAACAAUACAGGUAUUUCAUUCAGCACUUUGCUUUGUAUUUCAGACAAUGAUCACUUCAACCUCCAUAUCGACAACGCCGGCCGUGACGACACGUGCUACGACGUCACCAGUCACCGGAAACACGACCGAAAACACGACAUCGAUGACUACGAUCGAAAACACAACAGCCGCCACAACAUCAGGCUACACCACCAACGCGACGUCUGAUAUGUACCCUUCCAUUCCGAACAGUCCUCCGAAAGAUCACAACGGCGCCAUUGUCGGUGGUGUCAUUGGAGGCGCCUUGCUGGUUGCCGUGGUCAUCGUUUUUGUUGUUGUUGUCUAUAGAUGGAGACGAAGAAGUAAACAACGAAACUCGAGGGAGCAUGUGUUGCCUCCACAUAAAGAGCGACUAGAACAGAUUGAGACGGAGCGCGCGCUAAAGGCCGCACAACAGAACCAGCCUGGGUUACACAACACCAAUACCAAUGUAGAAUCCGACGGUCCGUACUUAAACGCGGAUGGGCCAGAGGUGAUUAUGAAGACGUAUCCGGCAGAGGACCUUGAAGGGUACAUGAAAAAAGGUUAUGGUGGGCAUUUGCAGCCUCAAUAUAAACCUGAAAAGAAAGGACGCCGCAAGAAAGGCAAUAAGAAAGAAGCGCUGGAGAGCGGUAACGUACGGUCGUCAAUGCCGAUUGAAAGAGCCCCCUCCGUUCCGCAUUCUAGUCAAUAUCAGGUAAAAAACACGAACGAAGAUGCACAUUUACAGAUGGAUGCGCGUUUGUCUGAGAAAAGUUCACAGUACAUACAAGGAGGUGUAGCGACUGUUCCUGAUUCCGAAAAGCCAAUAGGAAAGUAUGUUAAUUUAGGGCCUCAGAAAAAAGGCGAAGCCGUGUUUGGAAUUCAGCCAAAAUCUACUGCAAACUCUACACCAAGAUCGAAUCGGGCUAAAACCAAACAAACACAGCCAGACGACGAUAUAGGCGUCUCUAAAACGACACCUACUUUGGAUGUUUCUUCUGGUGCCAAUACAAAUACGUAUGCAAAUGACACCAAACCUUAUGUCAAUCUAGAUCAUUUAGGUAAACACCAGUAUUACAAUGAGGGUGCCAUCAUUGGGCUUGCGAAAGAGAUGGUGGAAGACAUAGUCUACGAAGACAAUUAGAUGUUAUUCAUUUGUAAUGCUGUUUGUAUGAUAUAUAUAUAUUGAUAACAAAGUUUAGUUUCAUAGCUCAGUAUGAACACUUUGUGCUCGGUUAGCUAUAGGUCAAGUGGAAAUGUCUUUCAUCGCUUUCAUUGGCAAACUAAAACAGUUUGUUUAACCUUUUCUCUUUUGGGACAAGUGAGAAAAUAAUUUGUUCCAUUUUUCCAAAAUUAAGUGUUCAACUGAACUCGAUCAAAAUUGCAUAACAUGUGUAUGACCCGAAGAUUCCUAAAUAAUAUAAUAUGGCAUAUGCUUGUAUGCGUACUGGGCGCAGUUACCCCUUGUCCAUAUGAUUGAUAUAAAACAAAAAACCAACAUGCACAGCGUGGGGUGCAAAGACGUUUUAUCUUAUCUUGACCAUACCUUCACUGUCUUAGAUUGACCAUAAGAUCUCGGCCUAUGUAUAAUGAACUAAGAAGGCGAAUUCUGCAGACAGAAAGACCAUAAUGUGUACACGUUCUUUGUAAACGAAAUAUAUCGAUGUAAAUUAUUAUGAAAUUUGCAAUUCACAGAACUUGUUUAACAUAAGCAUUGUAUUCAUAAUAAACCAAUACAUUGAUCUGA
Molecule: messenger RNA, 1923 nt
Organism: Dreissena polymorpha
Lineage: Eukaryota; Metazoa; Mollusca; Bivalvia; Myida; Dreissenidae
Exons: 4
Coding region: 223-1320 (365 amino acids)
Source: RefSeq, a predicted model, not a curated record